Messenger RNA from Colletotrichum navitas, 2193 nucleotides. RefSeq lists its product as uncharacterized. Gene Ontology annotation, biological process: negative regulation of G2/M transition of mitotic cell cycle. Bases 1 to 2193 code for a protein of 730 amino acids. Gene Ontology annotation, molecular function: protein binding. Gene Ontology annotation, cellular component: cell division site. Lineage: Eukaryota; Fungi; Ascomycota; Sordariomycetes; Glomerellales; Glomerellaceae. The transcript has 3 exons. The record is from RefSeq and is a predicted model, not a curated record.
AUGUCGCCGCAGCGCCCCAACUUCAUUGACCUUCGGGCGCCCUCGAGCAUGUCCAAUGUGUCGAGACCUUUGCGAUCCCCAAGACUUCACGUCGCCGGCGAGGCGCCCCCCGAACUAUCCCCUCUCGAUGCAUUCGCCCUACAGAGUCGUCUCCUUGCGAGGCAGCUUCAGGCUGCCGCCAACGGUGAAGGGAAGCGCGUGAGUCGACUGCCGCCUUUGACCACGGAGAGCCCGUUGGUUGUCCAGGGCCGGUCAGAUUAUUUCCGCUCCAUGUACGACUCAGGAUCGGAGGAUGCCGCCCUCCCUGAACUUCAGAACCCCGGGUAUGGAUUGAGAACCGAAGUGGAGGACGCCUUUCCGUCCGAGAAGGACCGACCCGUGUCAGUACAUCCUCGAAUGAGCCGGAUCCCGCCCACGCCCGACGAAUGCAUCCCUUUGCCUUCCCAACCGCUGUCCGAGACGAUGCGUGGACGAGCGUUGGAGUCAACGGCAGAAGGCCAAAACGAUAUGUUCUUUGGUGCCAGAAGGGAACAGUCUCCGACACCCUUGGAACAUUCCUCUAGCGACUCGCAUCUGCAAACUUCGCCCCCUAGAAAAGACCGCUCAUUACCUUUGCAUUCGCCUGUACGAUCGCGAGAGAAUUCGUUGACUGGAUCGCCCGGCAAGCCGUCCAAGGGGCACUCGUUUGAUGGACCAGGGCUGGCACCUCCACGGCCUAACUUUGGUGCGCAAUCCCUGACUUCCAUGUCUUCGCCACUCGAUAACUCGACCGAGGACAUGAGCAACUCGAUUCAGUCCAUGCCCGCACGAAAACUGUCGAGCUGUAGCGCUUAUGCCACGUCAACGACCUCUCCAAGUCUCAACCCUGGCCCCUUUCAACGCUCGCCCUCCGUCUGCUCCGAUGCCUCGUUGCCUCUGCCGCGGCCAUCCUUCAAUUUCUCGAGACCCAUGAGUCGCGCCGGUACUCCUGGGUUAGAAACUCCAACGCGCCAGGCAUCAUCAGACAGCCAGCCGUCUUUCGUUUUUGCGAAUGACGAUUCGGCCAACACUCCUGUUAGUAUUAACAGCGAAGGCUUCCCCGAUUACUUGCCGGACGAUGGUAAGGCCGCUCCGUCAUACAUCUACUCCAAAUACUCCCUUCCUCGAGGCAAGAUUGUUCAAAGAUCAGUUCCUCUGGACACCCACCCUCAGACAUCGAUCCAGUAUGAGCUCCCCAUGACGCUCCCUAGCAACGUUCAAGCCAUCCAGCGUGGAGCGCCCCCUUCGCCCCCGACUAGGCCGUCCAGCUCAGGGGAACCUGAUGACCUCAGCCUGGCCAAGCCGUCAUUUGAUUAUGGGAAGCAGAGCAUGGAUCGCGGCGGCCCCGCACCACAGCCGUCCCCAAACCCCAGUCGUCCUUCCACAGAGAGCCGGGGCUCCGAGGAAGAUCCAAGGGGUCGUACUCGCACUUCCCCAGUUUACGAAGCCGCUGCCCGAGGCCAGACUGCCAUGUCAACGACUACCAGCGACUCUAACAGCACUCUCAAGGCGCCGCGCUCCCUGGCUUCGGGCGCCCCAACAACAUCUGAGAUGACCCCAGAGGAGCACUUGGCCAAAGGCAUUGAGUGCCACGAAAACGGCUCGGUCAAGGAGUCGACCUACCAUCUGCGACAUGCCGCUAAGGGAGGCAACCCUACGGGUAUGCUUCUGUAUGCUCUGGCAUGCAGACAUGGGUGGGGCAUGCGGCCUAACCAACGAGAGGGUGUUGAGUGGCUGAGAAAGGCCGCUGAAUGCGCCAGCCUCGAGAUUGCUGAUGACGAGGACCAUGUCAAGGAAGGCAAGUUUGUCGAUGCCAUGGAGAGAAGAACCCGUAAGGCGCAGUUCGCUCUGAGCAUCUAUGAACUUGGCGUGAGUCAUAUGAAUGGAUGGGGUAUCGAGCAGGACAAGGCUCUUGCUUUGCGAUGCUUCGAGAUCGCCGGAUCUUGGGGUGAUGUUGAUGCACUGGCCGAGGCUGGAUUUUGCUAUGCUCAAGGAGUUGGGUGCAAGAAGAAUCUUAAAAAGGCAGCUGGCUUCUACAGACAGGCCGAAGCCAAAGGGAUGAACAUGGUCGGCAACAGCUGGAUUCAUAAGUCGAAGUACAACGAAGACGACACGAACAAGAAGCCUCGCAGCAAGUCUAGAUCACGGACUAUGUUCGGCAUCAAGACUGGUUAG